AUGCAUAUUAAUAGCGAGGAAGGUAAUAUUCCAGGAGCCGACCCGUCUGUGGGGAACAACAUUCACAACAAUAAUGGGCUUGUCGCUAGCGGUGAUGGACGUUCUUGUAAAAUUUGUUAUGAAACUGAAGAUGACUAUAGCGGAACUCCUGUAGAGAAGAAUGAUGGUAGAUGGAUGCAUCCUUGCAAAUGUUCUGGAACUAUGAAAUGGGUUCAUAGAAUGUGUAUGGAGAAAUGGCUAGAUCAUGCGCCUUAUCAACAGAAAUAUCAAUGUACAAUAUAUCGUUAUCAAACAUGUUGGCGUAUCAGGCCUUUAAGUAGAUGGCGCUUUCCCGAUUUCAAUUUGUCUCUCUGGGAUGGUUUUGAGAUGUCAUUAGAUUUUUUGUGCACUUAUUAUACAUUUUAUCGGGUCAAGAGUCUUGUUCAGGGAAAAGCAAAGUCAUUGUUACGUUCUUGUUUAAUCAUUGGUGUUUGGAAAAUAUUUGUGGCGAGUAACCGCCGUCUGGGCUUCUAUCGACAGCUUUUUGAAAUUGCUAUUCGAACUUUUUUGGAAUCUACGGUGAAAAACGCAAUUUAA
Meloidogyne enterolobii is the source of this 576-nucleotide messenger RNA. The record is from the annotation of a GenBank genome assembly. Lineage: Eukaryota; Metazoa; Nematoda; Chromadorea; Rhabditida; Meloidogynidae.